AUGAAAGCAGAUUUUAGACUACGUGGAAAGCGAACGGGUCGAGCUGGCGCUGAAGGUGGCGUGCACGAUCUCGCUGAUCACCGUCUGUCUGCACACGCCGCGCACGUUCGAACUAUGGUGGCCGCUCGGCUACCUCGUGUGCUUCCUGGACAUGGUCUCUGUGCUUCUGCUCACCUUGGAGGUCGUUCUGAGGAUUCAUCGCGAAGGAACGAACAUGAGAGACUCGUUGAUGCACAAUCGAUGGAUGCAAUUCGAUCUGUUCAUGUUCGUCUCGCACUGGAUGUCGUGGAUUCUGCACCUUUACCAAAUAGUUCGAGUCAAUUUUUCACUAACUUCUCUUCCAUACGAGGAUUGGUUCGGUGUCAUACGCUCGGUUCGACCAUUCAUAAUAAUUCGAUUAAUUCAACUCGUCGUCAAGUUCAAACUGCCAAAGGCACGGAUCGAGCAGCUACUGAAGUGAACUUCACUUUUACUUUAGUAGUCACGGGCUCGGAACCGGCUUGUGGUUCCGAAUUUUUCAAAAUGCUUCCGUGCACAAUGAGGUGUCGUAUUACUUAUUUUUGUAGGAGGUCAAGCCAACAAGUGCAAAAUGUUACCGUGUUCUUCGUAUUCUUCAUGGCCUUAUACGCCAUCGUAGGUAUCCAGUUAUUCGGCAGAAUGGACUACCACUGUGUGCUUCCUAACACGGACCCGAAUAACGUGACGAUCGCAGAUCUGGCAAUUCCCGACACGAUGUGCUCACAUAAAGGUGGCGGAGGAUAUGAAUGUCCUGGAGAAAUGGCGAGUGUUCAAAGCAAUGCUCACGCUUUUUUUUGUGCAAGUGUGUUCACGGUGUAUUUGGCUGCUUCUGAAGAGGGCUGGGUGUAUGUGCUGUACGACUGCAUGGAUUCAUUGCCUUCACAUCUCGCCUUCGUCUAUUUUCUCACUUUAAUCUUCUUUCUCGCUUGGCUGGUGAAGAUAUAUGGUCCAGAUGUGGGUGGAUCCUUAUCGAACCUUCAGAAGAUUAAAGGAUCUGGUCGACAUCCACUGAAGCACGUCGUUCAGAACGUCUUCAUCGCCGUGAUCACCGAGACGUUCGCCGAGAUUCGAGUUCAAUUCAGCGAAAUGUGGCAAAAGAAGGACGUGACGUUAGACGAGGAAUUCCGACAGAAGUUAGAAAAGUACGACGAUGGCUGGAGACUAAUCCGUCUCGAUGCUGAUGUCAACUAUGAGGGACCGAAACACGCAUUGCAAGCGGUAAACGAUGUUUCAAACAUUUUAUUUCACUAUGCACUUUAUGGCAGUUUCUUCUUGCGAAGUAUGGUGAUAAUCAAUUCUGUAGAGACAAUUCUUAAGUUCUUGCGAAGUAUGGCGUUCCAAUGCUUCGUAAUUGUCUUCGUGCUUCUGAACGCUAUCAUCAAUGCCUCGUUUGUCUAUCGGCACGACGAAACGGACAAAAUUAGGAGGCAAUAUUACUACCUUAUAGAGGUCGGCUUCACCUUGCUUUUCAAUCUGGAGUGUUUGAUCAAAAUCUCAUGCUACGGCUUGAGAAACUUUCUGCGACGUGGGAUCUUCAAGUUCGAGAUGAUUCUCUGUAUCGGCAGUUCGAUUAACGCCAUCAAAUACUUCUACGACCGCAACUACUUCACUUAUUUCCAAGCCUUUCGCCUCCUUAGACUUAUUAAGGCGUCACCAAUACUUGAAGAUUUUGUCUGGAAGAUCUUCAGUCCUGGCAAAAAACUUGGCGGAUUGGUGAUUUUCACUAUAACGUUUGUGAUUAUCGCAUCAGCCAUAUCACUGCAGUUAUUCUAUGCAGUGCCGAACCUCCAUCAUUUCCACACUUUUCCUCAGGCGUUUAUGUCGAUGUUCCAAAUAAUUACACAGGAGGGAUGGACAGAUUUUGUUGUCGAGGUGCUGAGGGCAACCGACGACAAACUCGUCCCAUUCGUCGCCAUCUACUUCGUCGCCUACCAUCUAUUCGUCACAUUGAUCGUGCUUAGUCUGUUUGUUGCCGUCAUUCUUGACAACCUGGAAAUGGAUGAGGAGCUGAAAAAAGUCAAACAGCUAAAAGCCAGAGAAGCGACCACCUCAAUGCGAUCAACACUGCCAUGGCGUUUGCGAGUGUUCGAAAAAUUCCCGACACGACCCCAAAUGGCGGCAAUGAAACGGUGGGUGAGAUUUGUUCGUAAACACGGAACGCAUUGA
Molecule: messenger RNA, 2184 nt
Organism: Angiostrongylus costaricensis
Lineage: Eukaryota; Metazoa; Nematoda; Chromadorea; Rhabditida; Metastrongylidae
Source: the annotation of a GenBank genome assembly